Lolium rigidum is the source of this 1383-nucleotide messenger RNA. RefSeq names its product glycolate oxidase 3. The record is from RefSeq and is a predicted model, not a curated record. Lineage: Eukaryota; Viridiplantae; Streptophyta; Magnoliopsida; Poales; Poaceae. Gene Ontology annotation, cellular component: peroxisome. Gene Ontology annotation, molecular function: oxidoreductase activity; FMN binding. The transcript has 12 exons. The coding region runs from base 77 to 1186 and encodes 369 amino acids.
UCCAGGACACGGACGAGCCGUCGCCCAGCCUUCGUGCGCAGCCUCCAUCCAUCGGCUCCCCUCUCCCCCUCCCGACAUGGGAAUGGAGCUGAUCACGAAUGUGUCCGAGUACGAGAAGCUCGCGAGGGAGAAGCUGCCGAAGAUGGUGUACGAUUACUACGCCUCGGGCGCGGAGGAUCAGUGGACGCUCAGGGAGAACAGGGAGGCCUUCUCAAGAAUCCUAUUCCGACCACGCGUGCUGAUCGACGUGUCCCACAUCGACAUUGCCACAAAAAUCUUGGGCUUCGACAUUUCCAUGCCCAUCAUGAUUGCGCCGUCGGCAAUGCAUAAAAUGGCUCACCCCGAAGGAGAGCUUGCAACUGCAAGAGCAGCAGCAUCUGCAGGAACCAUAAUGACAUUAUCUACAUUGGCUACGUCUAGUGUUGAAGAGGUCAACUCAGUAGGACCUGGGAUACGUUUCUUCCAACUUUAUGUAUUCAAGGACAGGAAUCUAGUGCGGCAGCUCGUGAAAAGGGCUGAAAUGGCUGGGUUUAAGGCGAUUGCGCUCACUGUUGACACCCCAAUUCUCGGUCGGAGGGAAGCUGAUAUCAAGAACAGGUUCAUCUUGCCUCCGCAUCUCACGCUGAAGAAUUUUGAGGCGCUGGAUCUCGGCACGAUGGAUAAGACAGAUGAUUCUGGACUGGCUUCCUAUGUCGCUGGCCAAUUCGACAGAUCUCUUUGUUGGGAGGACGUCAAGUGGCUGCAGACAAUUACCCCAUUGCCGAUCCUGGUGAAAGGUGUCAUGACUGCAGAAGACACUAGGCUUGCCAUCGAAAACGGCGCUGCUGGGAUCAUCGUGUCCAACCAUGGCGCUCGGCAGCUCGACUACGUCCCUGCAACCAUCAGCUGCCUGGAAGAGGUGGUCAAGGAGGCGAAGGGGCGGCUUCCCGUGUUCCUGGACGGCGGCGUCCGUCGUGGCACGGACGUGUUCAAGGCGCUGGCGCUGGGAGCCGCAGGAGUAUUUAUCGGCAGGCCGGUGCUGUACUCGCUGGCGGUGGACGGCGAGGCCGGCGUGCGGAAGAUGCUGCAGAUGCUGCGGGACGAGCUGGAGCUGGCCAUGGCGCUCGGCGGGUGCGCCUCGCUGCGGGACAUCACGCGUGCUCACGUCCUCACCGACGGCGACAGGAUCCGCCGCGCGAGGCUGUAGGCGGACGCGAGCGCUAGUCAAUUUGAGAUACCGCUACUUCUUGGGCUUCCAUUUGAUGUUCUUCGGCCACCACACUGCUUCAACCAAAAAUCAUGUGCUCUUGGACGCCGCCCGAUGUCAUCUAUAGAUGCAAUUGAGUCAAUAUUAAAGUAGGUUUAUCUUUCUGAAUUUAAUAAAAUUGACCAUUUUUGCGAUGA